AUAGAUCUGGAACGUAAACGUCGAGAACGCAUGUACGAUCGAGGUUUACAGAUUUGAUUGUGAUUGUGCGCUGUACCGAGUCCGGGAAAGACAACUUCAAACAAACAAAAUUGUCAACCACGUCAUCAAGUCUGAAUAAUUAAACAGCUGAAAGUUCUUUGAUAGAAGCAAAAGAGAGUGAGUGUACUCAUCACGGACAUGACCAGGGCAGUUACCGGUACUCGCAUAAUAAUGGCGGACCAUCAAAGUGGAUCACGGGGAAGUAACGGGGUAGAUGGACGUGGAGGAGACUCAGGAGUGGAGAAAGCCUCACCAACCCGCACCAAAACUUACACGACAAUAUUUUUGGUAGUUUGUGCCUACUGGUUUAUCUCCAUUUCUCUUGUUUUCAUGAACAAAUAUCUUUUGAGCAGUAAAUCUCUGAAGCUUGAUGCUCCCCUCUUUGUGACUUUCUACCAAUGUGUGGUGACUGUUAUGCUGUGUUUCAUACUCAGUUUGCUAGGGAAAGCAGUUCCAAAUUUAGUCUCAUUCCCUCCAUUGAAAUUUGAUUACAAAGUCACCAGAGAGGUCUUACCGCUGUCUUUGGUGUUUGUGGGAAUGAUAACAUUCAACAACCUGUGCCUCAAGAAUGUGGGUGUAGCAUUCUAUAAUGUGGGCAGGUCACUCACAACAGUAUUCAAUGUGAGUCUUUCAUACUUUGUGCUGAAGCAGACUACAUCCAUGAAAGCUAUCUUGUGCUGUGUUGUUAUCGUCAGUGGCUUCUUAUUAGGGGUUAACCAGGAAGGAUCAUUGGGUACGUUAUCGUAUGUUGGUGUGCUGUAUGGUGUUAUGGCUAGUCUCUGUGUAUCCCUCAAUGCUAUCUUUACCAAGAAGGUGCUGCCAGUAGUAGAGAGUAAUAUCUGGCGUCUCAUGUUCUACAACAAUCUGAAUGCCAUCGUUCUCUUCCUUCCACUCAUACUCAUCUCUGGUGAGGUGUCCAUCCUACAAACCUUUGAACACCUUACCAGUCUUCAAUUCUGGGGUAUGAUGACUAUAAGUGGGGUGUUUGGAUUUGCUAUUGGGUAUGUAUCUGGCCUUCAAAUAAAGGUAACCAGUCCUCUGACACAUAACAUCAGUGGUACAGCUAAGGCAUGUGCACAGACCAUCCUUGCUAUCACAUACUUCCAGGAGAUCAAGACAGCAUUGUGGUGGAGUAGUAAUUUCAUGGUGCUUGGGGGAUCUGCUUUCUAUACAUACGUACGUAAACAGGACAUGGAUCGAGAAGCUGCUGAGAAUCAAAGAGCAAAGGCUGAUCUAGAGGAGCAGAAAUCACUCACUUCUAUUAAAUCAUAGAUUCACCUACGAAUAUUGCUCAGUUACAUGUAUGUGCUCUUAUUACCUUGAUUAUGAUUAGGUUAAAUAAAGCUGAAAUCUUGAUAAAAUCUUCCCAUUCAAUAGUACGUAUUAGAGUUUUAUGCUCCAAAAUCACCUGCCUGUGUAAUAACCACCAUAUGAUUAUUAAAGAUGAGUGAUUAUUCUCCUAACAAGAAGGGAUUUUAUUUUUACCAGAUCAAAAAUGUGAAACCAAUUUUUUAAAGAAGAUAAUGAAAGAAAAAGGAAAGUCUUUGGGAUAAAGAAAUGACAGCGUAAUAUUGUGAUUUUCCAUUAAGCCUGUAUGGUUUCUAUCAUCUAGUAUGGAUGAUAUGUACCAGUUGAUUGAAUGGGUUUACAUGUAUGUGUAAAACAAAGAAAACAAGUACUACUUGGAAAUUAGUGUGCUUUUUGUUAUAUGAGGGAUAAAUAAUUGUGUUGUAGUGCUCCUUUUAAUUAUGUCAGUAAUCAAUUGAAUCUUCGUUUACUAUAAUAUUUUGUUCGAUGGUAUGUUGCUUAGUCCUCUUUCAAGUCUACAUGCUUCGUAUAUCUACGUCUUGUUUCAUUUGUCCAUAGUGUUUUCCUUGAUUGACUAACAGUUUAAAAGCUUUGAAUUGAGUACUGGGGACAGUUUUGGUUAAGUAAUAAAGGGAGUAGAACCCUGAAGGAUAGGUGAAGUCAA
Messenger RNA from Strongylocentrotus purpuratus (purple sea urchin), 2032 nucleotides. RefSeq names its product GDP-fucose transporter 1 (gene slc35c1). Gene Ontology annotation, cellular component: Golgi apparatus. The transcript has 6 exons. Gene Ontology annotation, molecular function: antiporter activity. The coding region runs from base 199 to 1332 and encodes 377 amino acids. NCBI's taxonomy places the organism in Eukaryota, Metazoa, Echinodermata, Echinoidea, Camarodonta, Strongylocentrotidae. Gene Ontology annotation, biological process: GDP-fucose import into Golgi lumen; protein O-linked glycosylation via fucose. The record is from RefSeq and is a predicted model, not a curated record.